Aspergillus melleus is the source of this 1584-nucleotide messenger RNA. Its product is annotated as sugar porter family MFS transporter. Gene Ontology annotation, biological process: carbohydrate transport; transmembrane transport. NCBI's taxonomy places the organism in Eukaryota, Fungi, Ascomycota, Eurotiomycetes, Eurotiales, Aspergillaceae. Gene Ontology annotation, molecular function: carbohydrate:proton symporter activity. Gene Ontology annotation, cellular component: membrane. Bases 1 to 1584 code for a protein of 527 amino acids. The transcript has 6 exons. The record is from RefSeq and is a predicted model, not a curated record.
AUGGCUGGCCUCGACCUUUCGGCUCGCCUUAGUGGGCGAUGGCUCAUUAGCAUGGUUACUAUCGCCAAUGCCUGCUCCAUGGCGUGGUUCGGUUAUGACCAGGGUGUGUUCUCCGGAGUGUUAAUUUCAGCCGAUUUCAAGAAACACUUCCCGGAGACCGACGAUGCUGACAUCUCCGGCAUCACCUCGAGCUGCUUUUCCCUCGGCGCCUUCUUUGGUGCCAUCUUCGCCUUCACGCUUGGCGAUAAACUCGGUCGGAAAAAGACCGUCGCGCUGGGUCUGGCUUGUAAUGUGAUCGGAGCGGUGCUGCAGGUCGUCGCGUGGCAUCUGCCGCAGAUGAUUAUCGGACGUGUCAUCAAUGGCUUCGGAAUGGGCCUGACCUCCUCGACCUGUCCGGUCUACCAGGCUGAAUGCUCGAAACCAAACGUCCGCGGCAAGCUCGUGGUCGUCGGAUCCCUCUGUAACACCGCAGCAUUCUGUCUCGCCAAUUGGAUGAACUACGGGCUGUAUUUCCAGGGCGAAGCGCUGCAAUGGCGAUUUCCCUUGGGCUUUCAACUCAUAUUCCCCAUCAUCGUAGCAAUGGCGCUAGUCCUAAUCCCGGAGUCCCCGCGAUGGCUCCUCCUCCAGGACCGACCCGACGAGGCGCUGCAAGUGCUGGCGCGAUUGCAGGGCAAGGGCAAGGAUAUCCACGACGCCGAUGUGUCGGCGGAAUUUCUAUCCAUCCAAUCAGCGCUGCAGGUGGAGCGUAAGGACCGCGUGCCCACGAUGGACGUGUUGCUGUGUCGCGACAAAACUCAGACUCUGCGCCGACUGCUGCUCUCUUGCGGAACGCAGUUCAUGCAGCAGUUCAGUGGUGUCAAUGCGCUAGGAUACUACCUGCCUACUCUGUUACAGCAGAGCGUGGGUCUCGACGAAGAGGAAAGUCGCCUGUUGACCGGGAUCAACGCCACCAUCUACCUGGUAGCCGCCUUCUGCUGUCUGCUUAUCAUCGAUCGCUUUGGUCGUCGCAAGAUGAUGCUCUACGGUUCCUUGACCAUGGGUUCAUGCUACCUCAUCGCGUCUAUCUGUCUGAAAGUAGCCGCGGACGACCCGUCGCGCGAGCGCCUCCUCGGCCGCGUCACCACCGCCAUGUUCUUCCUCUACUACUUCUUUUACGGCACAAGCUUCGCCAAAGUCCCUUGGGUGUACAACUCCGAAGUAAACUCCCUGGGAUGGCGUACUCGCGGCGCGGCAGCCGCCACGGCAACGAACUGGAUGGGCGGGUUCAUCGUCACGCAGUUCACGAAAGUCGGUGUAGAUAAUAUCCACUGGCGAUUCUACCUGAUGUUCGCCAUCAUCGUCUGGGCCUACUUCCCUGUAAUUUACUGCCUGUACCCCGAAACCUCGCGUCGCACGCUAGAAGACAUGGAUGAGAUCUUCAUUCGUCAUAAAUCGCCCAUCGUGUGCGGGAACAGGUCGUUGACGCAGCGGAAACGGCCACAGGAGUUUGUCGAGGCGGAGUCGAAACGCAUCGAGACGAUGGAUGAGGUGGUUGUUGGGGAUUCAGUUAAAUGUGGGUCGGCGAUUCAUCAUGAAAGAGUUUGA